Histoplasma capsulatum G186AR is the source of this 780-nucleotide messenger RNA. RefSeq lists its product as uncharacterized. NCBI's taxonomy places the organism in Eukaryota, Fungi, Ascomycota, Eurotiomycetes, Onygenales, Ajellomycetaceae. The record is from RefSeq and is a predicted model, not a curated record. The transcript has 2 exons. The coding region runs from base 1 to 780 and encodes 259 amino acids.
AUGCCUGAAUACAAGGAUACACGGUCGACAACAGAACGGCCAAUGCGACCAUCGAAAUCAGCCGGAGGUCCAGUCAUUGAAGGCGGCAUUCUACGUCCAGACCUCUCCCAGUCACCUCCUAGCAUACACCCGCGUUCCUCGUCAUCUCGCUACACCGCAGGUGGGGUGUCAGAUCCAUGUAAUUUCGGGUUUCGCCGACAUGAGGGAUUUUCGCCAUUGGUCAACGACGAGCAUGCGCCCACAGUUGCAGGCGCACACCUCCCAUGUCAUAUCCCAGCAGCGGAAGGCACAGAUCCGAGAGAUUUGAAAAGGGCAGAGGGAUUAUUUUUCUCUGGCGAGGAAAAUGUGACGGUGAAACAGUUCGGCAAUGGAGAUCGGCAGAUUAUUUCUGGCCGGGACAGCGGGCUGAGAAGGUGGGAAGGGGUAAGUGGGAAGGGAGAAGGAGAAAGCGGGACAAGAAGGGUGAGACGGAGGAGGAAAAUUGGGAAGAUGGAAGGUGCGUGGGCGAAAAGGGAAGAGGAGCGACCUUAUAUAGAUAUUCCGGCACACGUCGAUGAUGUAACUCAGGGCGGCGAGGUCAGGGCGCGCCAAACCCGAAGGGGUGACGGCAGGGCCCAGUGGGCCAAUGGGCGGCGUCCGCGACGGCAGGCCAGGCCCGUUCGGGGAUGCCCAGAAGGCGAGGGCCACAUGCGGCCGCGUACUCACCGUCCGAUUGUUUACAUUUUUAAUUUUGUGGAGAAUGAAGUCAUUGUAAAUGAGUUUGAGUCAGAUAAGCAAUAG